AUGGCGCAGCAGCCUUUGCCCACCACGGCCCAGCCGACCGAUAUUUACGGUGGAGAUGAGGUAUCGGCCCUCGUGCUCGAUCCCGGCUACUGCACUACCCGUGCAGGCUUCGCCGGUGAAGAUGGUCCCAAAUCCGUGCUGCCCUCGUUCUACGGCCAUGUUACGACCGACCCUCCCCGGGACGUAUUCGGCGACGAGUGCCUCAUCCCACGCGCCAACUUCGAGAUUCGCAACUACAUGAACCGUGAUGGCCUUGUGGAGGACUGGGAUGUUGCCAACAAAGUGUGGGAGCACAUGCUGAUCAAGCGGCUGCAACCCGAGCGCCCCACGCACGCGUCGAAGAAUGGCCUGAACGACGAGCCUAAGGAAGCAGACACAGAAGGCGAUGUCGCGAUGGAGGAGGCCGAGACGCAAGAAAAGCCUCUGCAAGAAAACCCCCUGCUCAUUACAGAGGCGGCGUGGAACACGCCAAAGAAUAGAGAAAAGGCCAUUGAGCUGGUGAUGGAGAACUGGGGCUGCCCCGCGUUCUGGCUUAGCAAGACGCCUGUUCUGGCUGCUUUUGCUGCUGGCAAGGCUACUGCUCUUGUCGUCGACGUUGGCGGCGCCAACACCUCUGUCACUGCCAUUCACGAUGGCAUGGUUCUGAAGCGCUCGGUCCAGCGCUCACCUGCUGGCGGUCUCUGGCUCUCCUCCCAAAUCCGCAGCUUGUGGCGAAGCUCGGAGCCCCAGAUCAACCUAGUGCCCACAUAUCUGGUUGAGAACAAGACUGCCGUCGAUGCCCUGGCACCCGCACAGUACCGCGAGCGCAAAUUCCCCUUCCAAAUCAGCGACUCGUUCAGGCUGUACGAGGAGGAGCGCACCUUGACCGAGUUCAAGGAGUCCGUGGUCGAGGUGUGGCGCGGACCUGGCAAGCUUGGCUCUCCCGGCAACGAGGACUACGUUAAGACCCAGCCCGGCCGCGUGUUCGAGAUGCCAGACGGCUACAACCAGAUGUGGCGGGAGCAGCGCUUCAAGGUGACCGAGGGCCUCUUUGACGACAACGCAGGCCUGCCCGUGCCCGAGUCGGAGCGGCUCGUCAAGGGCCAGACGAUCCCCGAGCUCAUCAAGGCGUCGCUCAGCGCUAUCGACGUUGACCUGCGCGGCAACCUACUCGCCAACGUGGUCGUGACGGGUAGCACCAGUCUGAUCAACGGCUUCAACGAUCGUCUGAACAAUGAGCUGACAGCCAUGUACCCCGGCCUCAAAAUCAAGAUCCACGCCGCCGGCCUGACGACUGAACGCCGCUUUGCCCCCUGGAUCGGCGGUAGCAUCCUAGCCAGUCUAGGCACUUUCCACCAGAUGUGGAUCUCGAGGAAGGAGUACGAGGAGAAUGGUGCCAACAUUGUAGAGAAGCGCUGCAAAUAG
Cordyceps militaris CM01 is the source of this 1404-nucleotide messenger RNA. Its product is annotated as chromatin remodeling and histone acetyltransferase complexes subunit (Arp4) putative. NCBI's taxonomy places the organism in Eukaryota, Fungi, Ascomycota, Sordariomycetes, Hypocreales, Cordycipitaceae. The transcript has 2 exons. Bases 1 to 1404 code for a protein of 467 amino acids. Gene Ontology annotation, molecular function: chromatin binding. Gene Ontology annotation, cellular component: NuA4 histone acetyltransferase complex; SWI/SNF complex. The record is from RefSeq and is a predicted model, not a curated record. Gene Ontology annotation, biological process: regulation of transcription by RNA polymerase II.